AUGAAGGAAUAUUCAAACAUCCAGAAAGAACUAGAUAAGAAUGAAGAAUACCAAAAUAUAAUAUCUUUAGAGCCUUUGAAUGAUUUAUUUAACUGGAAAUCCACAAUAAGAGGACCUAAUGGGAGCCCCUUCGAGAAAGGGAUAUGGGAAAUAAAGAUACGUGUACCUCAUGAUUACCCAAUCUCACCACCAAAAAUGGAAUUUGUUAACAAGAUAUGUCACCCAAAUGUGAAUUUUAAGAAUGGUGAGAUUUGCUUGGACAUUUUACAAGCACAAUGGACUCCAGCUUGGACAUUGUUAUCCACAAUGGUUGCCAUCAUUUUAUUGCUACAAGACCCAGAACCAAAUAGUCCUUUGAAUGUUGAUAUAUCGAAUUUAUUGAAGAAUGGAGAUUUGAAAGGUUAUAAUGGGUUGAUAAAAUAUUACACUCACAAGUAUGCUUUGAUAUGA
Messenger RNA from Hansenula anomala, 450 nucleotides. RefSeq lists its product as uncharacterized. The record is from RefSeq and is a predicted model, not a curated record. The transcript has 2 exons. Bases 1 to 450 code for a protein of 149 amino acids. Lineage: Eukaryota; Fungi; Ascomycota; Saccharomycetes; Phaffomycetales; Wickerhamomycetaceae.